CAGCUAGGGCAUUUCUUGAGCGUGUCUCCCAACGAUAUCCAUGUGACCCAUCAUUUGGUUUGACGGAGUGGCCGAGCAUGAUUGCAUAGCAAGCAGCACGGGUGUAGCCAGCUAAUCCAUGUCACAGAUGAAGACAGCUACUGGAAAUGAAAAGGUUUACCUAUCAUGGACACAAAUAUGAUGCCGAAGUUCUCCUCGAAAGACGAAGAAAUUGAGUACUGGAAGGCGUUGUCGCUGAAGUACAAAAAUAGCUACCAGGAGGCCCAGGAGGAGCUGUUGGAGUUCCAGGAAGGCAGCAGGGAGCUGGAGGCGGAGCUGGAGACCCAGCUUGGCCAGGCUGAGAAUCGCAUGAGGGACCUGCAGGCCGACAACGAGCGCCUGCACAACGAGGUCGAGUCCCUCAAGGAGAAACUGGAGCAUCACUAUGCUCAGAGCUAUAAGCAGAUCUCCAUGCUGGAGGAUGACCUGGGCCAGACCAGGAGCAUCAAGGAGCAGCUGCACAAAUACGUCAGGGAGCUGGAGCAGGCCAACGAUGACCUGGAGCGGGCCAAGAGGGCUACGAUUGUGUCCCUGGAGGACUUUGAGCAGCGUCUGAACCAGGCCAUUGAGAGGAACGCGUUUCUAGAGAGCGAGCUGGAUGAGAAGGAGUCACUCCUCGUGUCCGUGCAGAGACUGAAGGAUGAAGCCAGAGACCUGAGGCAGGAGUUGGCAGUGAAGGAGCGGCAGACGGACGUCAGCAGGAUGUCAGCGCCCAGCUCGCCCACGCUGGACAACGACAAGAUGGACUCUGCCGUCCAGGCCUCACUCUCCCUUCCUGCCACGCCGCUCGCCAAGAGCUUAGACAACGCCUUCGCCAACCCGAAAGUGUUGUCCAAUGGCUGUAGUAACAGCUCCGCCCUUACACCGUCCGCCAGAAUCACGGCCCUCAACAUCGUGGGUGACCUCCUGCGGAAGGUUGGGGCUCUGGAGUCCAAGCUCGCCGCUUGUCGGAAUUUUGCCAAAGACCAGGCGGCCAGGAAGAACUACACCACCAACAGCAACGGGAACCUGGUCAACGGCGACCUCACAAAGUUCUCGCACGCGCUCCACACGUCGUACUUCGACAAAGCAAGAGAGAGGGUCAUUUUCCCUGCAUUGCUCCGGGCAGGACGGUAAAUGGACUGGAUCCUGGUGCCUUGACUGUUCUCUCCGCCCCAAAUGCUUCAUCGCCGUCUGCCCUAGUACCCCUCAGCGUGUGACACACACACACACACACACACACACACACACUUAUUCACCAAAAGCCCAUGUGUACAGGCAAAUCACAUAUGCUGUAGCUAACAGUGACACACUACACACCCUUCUGCUGGCAAAUGCCGAUCCACACCCACUUAGUAGUACUGUAUCUUCCUCCUCCUUUGGCACACACACACACACACACACACACACACACACAUAUACACACAUAUACACACACACACACACACACACACACACACACACACACACACACACACACACACACACACACACACACACACACACAUAUACACACACAUAUACACACACACACACAUAUAUACCGUCUCUUCCCUGGGUCAAAAAUGGGCUAGCGUGAGCUCAUACACGUGGUCAUCUGUACGUAUGUGUACCUCUGUAUGUAUUGCUCUAGCAGUUUUCUAUGUUAUGUUUCAAAGUAAUCUAAAGAUAUAAAUGUACUCCUAUAAAAAUCUCCACUUCAUAUGGGAGAGGGAGAGGGUGAGGG
Messenger RNA from Alosa alosa (allis shad), 1744 nucleotides. RefSeq names its product nudE neurodevelopment protein 1-like 1a (gene ndel1a). Gene Ontology annotation, biological process: cell migration; microtubule nucleation; establishment of mitotic spindle orientation. NCBI's taxonomy places the organism in Eukaryota, Metazoa, Chordata, Actinopteri, Clupeiformes, Clupeidae. The record is from RefSeq and is a predicted model, not a curated record. The transcript is spliced from 10 exons. Gene Ontology annotation, cellular component: centrosome; kinetochore; kinesin complex. Gene Ontology annotation, molecular function: microtubule binding. The coding region runs from base 166 to 1155 and encodes 329 amino acids.